Messenger RNA from Macadamia integrifolia, 426 nucleotides. RefSeq lists its product as uncharacterized. Gene Ontology annotation, cellular component: extracellular region. Bases 1 to 426 code for a protein of 141 amino acids. The record is from RefSeq and is a predicted model, not a curated record. Lineage: Eukaryota; Viridiplantae; Streptophyta; Magnoliopsida; Proteales; Proteaceae. The transcript has 2 exons.
AUGGUCUUUGGUUGUGGGACUGUUAAUUAUAAUGGAUUGGAAGAUGAAUAUAACUACUCUCCACCAGGGAUUGUUGGCCUUAACAAUCAAAACUUAUCCCUCAUUUCACAGCUCGAUUUCAAAGGAUUCUCCUACUGCUUCACACCCAGGGAUGGUGCCGAUGUUGAUACCCCACUACCCUUAGGUGCUUUAGUGAGGUAUGGUGGUGAUAGGAUCCCAAUUCUAAGUGUGGCAUCCUUGGUAGUAAGUGGAUGGAACACAUGGAUUUCUCUUGGCCAACGACGAACAUGCCUGGCCAUCGUCCCUACGAAUAAGUCAAGUUAUGUCUCUAUCUUGGGCAACAUUCAACAACAAAACAUCAACGUUGGGUACAAUUUGAAUGAGGGGUUUGUUUCUUUCAAGCCCAUGGACUAUACCAAACUCUAG